AUGGCCCUCGACACCCAUCGUGGCACUGUGACCAGAGGCCAGAGUGGGUGCCACCCAGCCUCCGCCCAGCCUCCACCCAACUUCCACCUACUUACUGCUGUGUGGUGGCCCACGCCCGCAGGUGGCCCACUCCGCAGGAGACCUACGCCCGCAGGUGGCUCACGCCCGCAGGUGGCUCACGCCCGCAGGUGGCCCACGCCCGCAGGUGACCCACGCCCGCAGGUGGCCCACUCCGCAGGAGACCCACGCCCGCAGGUGGCUCACGCCCGCAGGUGGCUCACGCCCGCAGGUGGCUCACGCCCGCAGGUGGCCCACGCCCGCAGGUGGCCCACCCCCGCAGGUGGCCCACUCCGCAGGAGACCCACGCCCGCAGGGGGCUCACGCCCACAGGUGGCUCACGCCCGCAGGUGGCACACUCCGCAGGAAACCCACGCCCGCAGGUGGCCCACGCCCGCAGGUGGCCCACGCCCGCAGGUGGCUCACGCCCGCAGGUGGCACACUCCGCAGGAGACCCACGCCCGCAGGUGGCUCACGCCCGCAGGUGGCUCACGCCCGCAGGUGGCCCACGCCCGCAGGUGGCCCUCUCCGAAGGAGACCCACGCCCGCAGGUGGCACACUCCACAGAGACCCACGCCCGCAGGUGGCUCACGCCCGCAGGUGGCUCACGCCCGCAGGUGGCCCACGCCCGCAGGUGGCCCUCUCCGAAGGAGACCCACGCCCGCAGGUGGCACACUCCGCAGGAGACCCACGCCCGCAGGUGGCUCACGCCCGCAGGUGGCACACUCCGCAGGAGACCCACGCCCGCAGGUGGCCCACGCCCGCAGGUGGCCCACGCCCGCAGGUGGCCCACGCCGCAGGAGACCCACGCCCGCGGGUGGCUCACGCCCGCAGGUGGCUCACUCCACAGGAGACCCACGCCCGCAGGUGGCUCACGCCCGCAGGCGGCCCACGCCCGCAGGAGACCCACGCCCGCAGGUGGCUCACGCCCGCAGGUGGCCCACGCCCGCAGGUGGCCCACGCCCGCAGGUGGCCCUCUCCGAAGGAGACCCACGCCCGCAGGUGGCUCACGCCCACAGGUGGCUCACGCCCGCAGGAGACCCACGCCCGCAGGAGACCCACGCCCGCAGGUGGCUCACUCCACAGGAGACCACGCCCGCAGGUGGCUCACGCCCGCAGGUGGCCCACGCCCGCAGGUGGCCCACGCCCGCAGGUGGCCCUCUCCGAAGGAGACCCACGCCCGCAGGUGGCUCACGCCCGCAGGUGGCUCACGCCCGCAGGUGGCUCACGCCCGAAGGUGGCUCACGCCCGCAGGUGACCCACGCCCGCAGGUGGCUCACGCCCGCAGGUGGCUCACUCCGCAGGUGGCCCACGCCCUCAGGUGGCUCACUCCGCAGGUGGCUCACUCCGCAGGUGGCUCACGCCCGCAGGUGGCUCACGCCCGCAGGUGGCCCACGCCCGCAGGUGGCCCACGCCCGCAGGAAGCCCUCUCCGAAGGAGACCCACGCCCGCAGGUGGCACACUCCGCAGGAGACCCACGCCCGCAGGUGGCUCACGCCCGCAGGAGACCCACGCCCGCAGGUGGCUCACGCCCGCAGGAGACCCACGCCCGCAGGAGACCCACGCCCGCAGGAGACCCACGCCCGCAG
Messenger RNA from Procambarus clarkii (red swamp crayfish), 1646 nucleotides. NCBI's taxonomy places the organism in Eukaryota, Metazoa, Arthropoda, Malacostraca, Decapoda, Cambaridae. The record is from RefSeq and is a predicted model, not a curated record.